Neogale vison (American mink) is the source of this 2662-nucleotide messenger RNA. RefSeq names its product kelch like family member 9 (gene KLHL9). NCBI's taxonomy places the organism in Eukaryota, Metazoa, Chordata, Mammalia, Carnivora, Mustelidae. The transcript has a single exon. Gene Ontology annotation, cellular component: Cul3-RING ubiquitin ligase complex. Gene Ontology annotation, molecular function: cullin family protein binding; ubiquitin-protein transferase activity. The coding region runs from base 514 to 2367 and encodes 617 amino acids. Gene Ontology annotation, biological process: regulation of cytokinesis; protein ubiquitination. The record is from RefSeq and is a predicted model, not a curated record.
UUUCCGGAAGGACGGGCUCGGCGUCCGCGGCUAGGCCGGUGUUCCAGGCCCAGACCCAAGCCAGGCCCGUGUUCCAGGCCCUCGUCCCAACACAGUCGCCGAGGCGGCGCUCUUGGUGACCUCGGAGGGCGCAGCGGGCCGCUCGCUGAGGUGGCCGGCCUCGCCGCCUCGCGAGUCGCAGUACGUGGCGGCGCCUCGCCCUCGGCCCGGAGCGGAACUGCUGGAGGAGCGGCAGCGCAGGCCUGACCAGGUGAACCGGGUCCCUUAACCGCCUUCUGGUGAAUCAUCUGCAUAAUAAUCAGAUUUGAGGUCCGCAGCCCUCUGUGGUCCUGUUGUGGAACAGUUUUCGGUGGAUGACCGACCGGUGUGUGGUGAGGGGCGCCAGAGGGACUGCUUGCCCCUGAAAAGGAAAGCGAGCUCUCCCGCUUUUCGGGCUGCCUCGUUUCCUUGAAAGCUUUCGGGUUCUCACUGCGGGCUCGGGCACCGAUCUGUGUGCCCGAGGAAGGCUUUCCCAUGAAAGUGUCUCUUGGUAACGGUGAAAUGGGCGUCUCCGCCCAUCUGCAGCCUUGCAAGGCAGGAACCACACGGUUUUUUACCAGCAAUACUCACAGUUCGGUGGUAUUGCAAGGCUUCGAUCAGCUUAGAAUAGAAGGCUUGCUUUGUGAUGUGACCCUGAUACCCGGUGAUGGAGAUGAAAUCUUCCCCGUUCACAGAGCUAUGAUGGCGUCUGCCAGUGAUUAUUUCAAGGCGAUGUUCACAGGUGGAAUGAAAGAACAGGAUUUAAUGUGUAUUAAGCUUCACGGGGUGAACAAGGUUGGUCUGAAGAAAAUAAUUGAUUUUAUUUAUACUGCAAAACUUUCCCUUAAUAUGGACAAUCUCCAGGACACACUCGAAGCUGCCAGCUUUUUACAAAUUUUACCUGUUUUGGACUUCUGUAAAGUAUUUCUUAUUUCAGGAGUCUCUUUAGAUAACUGUGUUGAAGUUGGACGAAUUGCUAACACCUACAAUCUUAUCGAAGUGGAUAAAUAUGUCAAUAAUUUCAUCCUGAAGAAUUUUCCUGCUUUACUGAGUACUGGGGAGUUUCUGAAGCUCCCUUUUGAACGGCUUGCCUUUGUGCUUUCUAGUAAUAGUCUUAAGCACUGUUCUGAACUUGAGCUCUUCAAGGCUGCCUGUCGCUGGCUAAGGUUGGAAGACCCUCGGAUGGAUUAUGCUGCAAAAUUAAUGAAGAAUAUUCGAUUUCCAUUGAUGUCACCCCAGGAUCUCAUCAAUUACGUGCAGACAGUAGAUUUCAUGAGAACAGACAAUACCUGUGUGAAUUUGCUUUUAGAAGCUAGCAAUUACCAAAUGAUGCCGUAUAUGCAGCCAGUGAUGCAGUCAGAUAGAACUGCCAUUCGAUCUGACUCGACACACCUGGUCACAUUAGGAGGAGUUUUGAGACAGCAGCUGGUUGUCAGUAAAGAAUUACGGAUGUAUGAUGAAAGGGCACAAGAAUGGAGAUCUCUAGCCCCCAUGGAUGCUCCUCGAUACCAGCAUGGUAUUGCUGUCAUUGGAAACUUUCUUUAUGUAGUUGGUGGUCAAAGCAAUUAUGAUACGAAAGGAAAAACUGCUGUUGAUACAGUUUUCAGGUUUGAUCCUCGGUAUAAUAAGUGGAUGCAGGUUGCAUCACUAAAUGAAAAGCGCACAUUCUUCCACCUGAGUGCCCUCAAAGGACAUUUAUAUGCUGUUGGUGGGCGAAGUGCAGCUGGUGAACUGGCCACAGUAGAAUGUUACAACCCAAGGAUGAAUGAGUGGAGCUAUGUUGCAAAAAUGAGUGAACCCCACUAUGGCCAUGCUGGAACAGUGUAUGGGGGCCUAAUGUAUAUUUCAGGAGGAAUUACUCAUGACACCUUCCAGAAUGAGCUCAUGUGUUUUGACCCAGAUACAGACAAAUGGACACAGAAGGCUCCAAUGACAACAGUCAGAGGUCUGCACUGCAUGUGUACAGUUGGAGACAAGCUCUAUGUCAUUGGUGGCAAUCACUUCAGAGGAACAAGUGAUUAUGAUGAUGUUCUAAGCUGUGAAUACUAUUCGCCAACCCUUGACCAGUGGACACCAAUUGCUGCUAUGUUAAGAGGUCAAAGUGAUGUUGGAGUUGCCGUCUUUGAAAAUAAAAUCUAUGUUGUAGGUGGAUAUUCUUGGAAUAAUCGUUGUAUGGUAGAAAUUGUCCAGAAAUAUGACCCAGAAAAGGAUGAGUGGCAUAAAGUUUUUGACCUUCCAGAAUCACUUGGUGGCAUUCGGGCUUGUACUCUCACAGUUUUUCCACCUGAGGAAAACCCUGGAUCACCUUCUAGAGAAUCACCUCUUUCAGCACCUUCGGAUCAUUCUUAGGACUAAAAUGUAGUACCUUUGCAGUGCAUCAUGGAUGAUCUCACACUUCCCCUUCAGUUGUAUCUUAUAAUGAUUGGUACAGUUAUUAGAUAAAAUGGUAAUUGAUGUUAUUUGUCUUGUUAGGUUCUGUGUUUAUCAUAUGGUUAACAAAUGCAUUCUGAAAAUGUAUUCGACAUAGCCAGCUGUUUUAACAAAUGUAAAAAGAUAUGUAGAAAAAUGUUUGAGAUGUGUUUGUGCUGCUGUGUUAAGUCAAAUUGUAGGUGAUUGUAGUAAAUGUAUAAUUAUGUUCAUUAUG